Molecule: messenger RNA, 2220 nt
Organism: Aplosporella prunicola CBS 121167
Lineage: Eukaryota; Fungi; Ascomycota; Dothideomycetes; Botryosphaeriales; Aplosporellaceae
Exons: 2
Coding region: 204-1823 (539 amino acids)
Molecular function (GO): aldehyde dehydrogenase (NAD+) activity
Source: RefSeq, a predicted model, not a curated record
GGCGGGGCGGCCGCGCUGGUGGGAGAGUCAGUGACGCCGCGGAGGGUUUCCGUCGCUGGCCGUAGUUGGGUAUAAAGGCCCGAGGAGCGGGCAAGUGGCCGGGGGUAGCUUGCUUCUGGGGUGUGUCUGGUUAAUCACUCACUCACUACUACAUCUCUACCUCUCUCUUUCCGAAACCGAGAAUACUUCUACAAUCAGACAAUAUGGCCACCGAGUACAAGACGCAGUUGUUCAUCAACAACGAGUACGUUGCGGCGAAGUCGGGCGAGAAGUACUCGCUGUACAACCCCUCAGACGAGACGCUCGUCAGCGACUCGGUAGCGAUUGCGGGCCAGGAAGACGUCGACGCGGCCGUGGCGGGCGCCAAGGCAGCCUACAAGGGCGAAUGGGCCAGCACGAGCGGGGCGCAGCGCGGGCGGCUGAUGAGCAAGGUGGCGGACCUGUUUGAAGAGCAGGCGCUGGCGCUGGGCAACCUGGAGCACGUGGCCAUGGGGCAGCCGGCGGGCAUCGCCGCCUUCAUGAUCAAGCACAUGGCCGACGUGUUCCGCUACUACGGCGGGUGGGCCGACAAGAUCGCCGGCGAGACGUUCCCCGCCGACGACGGCACCUACAAGAUUGUGCGCUACGAGGCGCUGGGCGUGUGCGCGGGCGUGGGCGCGUGGAACGCAAGCCCCAUGGCGUUCGCGUGGAAGGUCGCGCCCGCCCUCGCCGCCGGCAACACGGUCGUCUACAAGGGGUCGGAGAAGUCGCCGCUGGGCGUGCUGGCGUACGGCGCCGUGUUCAAGGCGGCGGGCUUCCCGGCGGGCGUGGUGCAGCUGCUGUCGGGGCCGGGCAGCACCGGCGCGCUGCUGGCCUCGCACAUGGACAUCGCGAAGAUCAGCUUUACCGGCUCCGCGCCCGUCGGCCGCAAGAUCCAGGACAUGGCCAACAACAGCAACAUGAAGCGCGUGACGCUGGAGCUGGGCGGCAAGAGCCCCGCCCUCGUCUUCGACGACGCCGACAUCGACAACGCCGUCGCCUACUGCUCCAACGGCUUCCUGCUCAACUCGGGCCAGGUGUGCGCCGCCGCAUCCCGCACCUACGUGCAGGAGAGCAUUGCGCCCAAGUUCCUGGCCGCGCUGAAGGCGCGCUUCGAGGCCGCGCAGCAGGCCAUGCUGAACGGGUCGGACAACCCGAUGGAGCAGCUGGGCCCCAUGGCCGACCGGCUGCAGUACGAGCGCGUCAUGGCCUUCAUCGAGGCGGGCAAGAGCGAGGCCGAGCUCGUCACGGGCGGCGCCCGCUGCGGCUCCAAAGGCCUCUUCGUCCAGCCCACCCUGUUCCUGAACCCCAAGCCCGACGCGACCAUCUACAAGCAGGAGAUCUUCGGCCCGGUCAACACGGUGCGCACGUUCAAGACCGAGGACGAGGCCAUCGCCCUCGCCAACGACACGACCUACGGCCUCUCGGCCGCCGUCUACACGCAGAACGUCGCCCGCGCCCUCCGCGUCUCCGCCGCCCUCGAAACGGGCACCGUCUCGGUCAACUCCAGCCACAUGCCGACGACGACGACCCCCUUUGGCGGCGUCAAGCAGAGCGGCCAGGGCAGCGAGCUGGGCCGCCCCGGCCUCAUGGCUUAUCUUAACCCCAAGACUAUCCACAUCAAGUACGUUCUUGCCUAUAGCUAUAACUACCCCCACCCCUCCCCCUCUGCAAGAACCCCGCUAACACCACCCCCCUCAGCAUGGCCGUCUAAACGCACCCAACCGCAUCGCACCAUAAGCGGAAGAAAAGACAAAACGCAAAAAGAAAAAGCAAGAAAAAAUAAAAGGAAAGAGAAGAAGUAGGAGGAGAAAAAGGAGAAGGGACGACGACACCACCGACGACGAAGAAGAAGAAGAAGAAGAAGAAGAAGAAGAAGAAGAAGAAGAAGAAGAAGAGCUCAACUGGGUAGCAGCGCAGCGGGGCGCGGCACGGCACGGCACGGCAUGGCGCAUCCUGCCGACGCCGGGCAGAUGAAACUCUAUAGGUACCUAGAAGCUACCUUGGCUCGGCGCCGUAAUGACAUGACCAUUUCAAUUUUACAAUUUUAUUUAUUUAUUUAUUUUGCCAACACUCUCACUCACCCACUCGCUCCCUUUGACUCUGACUCUGACCCCAACUCUAACCCCGAAUCUCACCUCUGAACCUAACCCCAAAUACCUGCUCCCCGAUCCCAGGCGGGCGCGGCCCGCUGCAUAUGCA